Protopolystoma xenopodis is the source of this 543-nucleotide messenger RNA. The record is from the annotation of a GenBank genome assembly. NCBI's taxonomy places the organism in Eukaryota, Metazoa, Platyhelminthes, Monogenea, Polystomatidea, Polystomatidae.
CACAAAGGGGCCAUUCGGUGGGUCCGACUGCGCCACCCGUCCACUCGUCGCCCGGUCGCCUACACUCCCGGUCCGGGUUCGAGCUCGUCUCGGCGACUCGGCCGCCUCGAAGUGCCUCCCUCCUGUCCAGCGUGUCGCCGGGCCGCUCGAGAGUUCCACGAACUCGGCUUCUCGUCACGCACUCGCUGGGCCCGAGGCACGAAGAUGCCCUUUCGCGAGGGGACAUUACUUGGUACCGACCCCCUUCCCGGCGAGGCCGCCCUCAGCAGGCCAGGACCCAUUUGGAGUAGCGAAUUAGGCCAGACGACACCGUCAUUUGGCGGAGGCAACCAAAGUCGUGUCCGGAUAAAGGCCAAAACGUGGUGUUUUUGCUGCGAUGCACAUUCUUUCCCCGCCACCUGCUGGCCCGCAUCACCCCAGCCGGGAGAAGAAGAUGAUGAAGAGCAGCCGCCUUGGCAGAGCCCUCGGAGCCAGAUUUGCCAAAGAGGAAGACACCAUGUAGGCGAAUGUCGGACAGUUACUAAGGCGACCACUGCUUUUUAG